AUGGCUGAUCCUCUGGUUGCUAGGUGCCUUUACUCUGGCAAAGGUUAUAUGAUUCCUUUGAAUCAAUGUAUGAGCUAUUCUGACUUGUAUGAAGACAUUUUCCGUACAUUCCAGUUUUUGCCAAGUGAUGUUAUUGAGCUUCAGUAUUCAGUUCCUGGUUGUGAAGUUUGUUUUCUUCGUAACGAUCGUGAUUUCCAGAUGAUAUUCUGCGCUGCUAGAAUACAUAAGUUAGAUUGUGUUGAGAUUUUCGUUUUAAACAUUGGUGGAAGUUGCAGCAGAACUUGUUCACUGGAUAGUCGUUCGGCAGUUAUUGAUGAAGACGAUUAUUUGGGGGAGGCAUUUAGGACUGAAGUUCACAAGACGUAUUUGUCUGAUGAUUGGAGUUCUUAUAUUCAUCACGUCGGGGAGAAGUUUCAUGGUGCAGCUGACCUCCGUGAGAAGCUCAGGAAGUAUGCAAUUGCAGUUGGUUUCGAGUUUGUAUUUUUGAGAAAUGAUUUGGACCGUAUUCAUGCAGUCUGUACAAAUGUUGGAACCGAAGGUUGUGAUUGGCAUCUUCGCGCUCUUUCAUCAUCUGCCAAUGGUUGCCUUUAUAUAACAGAGUUGAAUUAUAUUCACACUUGCAAGGGUGUAGUUAGGACUCAAAAGCACAAGCUGUUGGGAUCCAAGGUUGUCAAGACUUGCAUUGCUGCCGAUGUUAGCUAUAAUCUUUCAUUGAAGCCAAGGGAGAUUAUGAGUAAGUUCAAAUCAACAUAUGGGUUUGAUAUUUCCUACAAGGUUGCCUUGAAAGCAAAGCAUAGGGCUAAGGAAGCGAUUUAUGGUUCCGAUGCAGAUUCGUUUAGCAAGUUAUCUUGGUAUAAGGAAGCUAGGCUUUUCGUAGCUUACGGAGGUUGUGUUGAAGGCUUCCAACUGUGUUUGUCUGUGUUGUAUGUUGAUGGAACGUUUGGUAAAAGCAUUUACAAGGGUCAUAUUCUUUCUGCAACUGGAAGGAAUGGGAAUCAAGGUUUCUACCCUCUAGCCAUAUGUUUUUGCGAUUCUGAAACAUAUACAAAUUGGACAUUCUUUUUUAAGCAUUUGAAGAGUUUGCUUGAACCUCAAGGAAGAGUCAUCACAUUUAUUAGUGAUCGGGAUACUGGACUGUUGAGUGCUUUCGAUAAGGUAUUUGCUGGUCAUCCUCACCUGUUUUGUUACAAGCAUUUGGUGGCUAACCUUGCCGGUAAAUAUAGGGGUAAAGGUAAUUCUGUCUUGAUAGAAGAUGUUAAGCAGAAGUUUUUUAAGGUUGCAUAUUCCUCUACUGAGAAGGAAUACCGUUUCAAUUUGCAUAAACUUAGAGAAGUUGGUGGUGCCGAGAUUAUUGACCCUUUUCUUGCUGAAAUCCCUGUGGAAAAUUGGUGCCGUGCAUUUUAUACUAGCUGCCGAUAUGGAAUUAUGGCUAAUGGGAUUGCUUAA
Messenger RNA from Rosa rugosa (rugosa rose), 1446 nucleotides. RefSeq lists its product as uncharacterized. The transcript has 3 exons. Lineage: Eukaryota; Viridiplantae; Streptophyta; Magnoliopsida; Rosales; Rosaceae. The coding region runs from base 1 to 1446 and encodes 481 amino acids. The record is from RefSeq and is a predicted model, not a curated record.